Carassius auratus (goldfish) is the source of this 1046-nucleotide messenger RNA. Its product is annotated as protein diaphanous homolog 2-like. Gene Ontology annotation, biological process: actin filament polymerization. Bases 229 to 693 code for a protein of 154 amino acids. NCBI's taxonomy places the organism in Eukaryota, Metazoa, Chordata, Actinopteri, Cypriniformes, Cyprinidae. Gene Ontology annotation, cellular component: actin filament. The transcript has 5 exons. The record is from RefSeq and is a predicted model, not a curated record.
GACCUCUGCAGAGAAGUGGUGGUUUUUCUCAAUUUUCCUGCAGGUGACCUCUUUGUUGAAGGAUUGCGGGCAGGAUUUGGAGGGCAGCUAGUUGCUUUGUUUGUCGUUGUUUAUCCAUCACUGUACAAGCCCUUGUGUUUUAACAUUUUAACUCUUAUCCUUCCUUAACCGUAUCCUUCCCACGGCUUCUCCAAGCAUUCGCGAGAGCAGUAUGAGAAGCUCUCCACCAUGCACAAGAAUAUGCAGAAGCUCUACGAGAGCCUAGGGAGCUACUUUGCCUUCGACCCCCACACCGUCAGCAUCGAGGACUUCUUCGGAGACCUGGCUAGCUUCCGCAACCUCUUCAUGGAUGCUGUGCGGGAGAACCACAAGAAGAGGGAGAUGGAGGAGAAGAUCAAGAGAGCCAAGCUGGCAAAGGAGAAAGCUGAGCGGGAGAAACUCGAGCGACAGCAGAAGAAGAAACAGCUGAUUGACAUGAACAAAGAAGGUGAUGAGAUGGGCGUGAUGGACAACCUGAUGGAGGCCUUGCAGUCUGGAGCAGCCUUCCGUGACCGCAGGAAACGAACCCCACGCAACGGUGAUCAAAGCCCUUCCUGUUCUGCACCUUGGUGGCCGGGUGCUAACCAUGACAACCGUCGCACUGGUUUGGAAAGAUCCCGUUCGCGCCACAAUGCAAACCCUAUGGUCCGAUGAUCGCUUGCCGGCUAAGGACGUUUGCCAAGUGCCAAAGACCCAAGAGUGGGGACAACACUGAGGAGGGCUGAAAAGGGAUGGAGAGAGAGCCCGCACCCACACGUACAUGCAUACAGAACGCAGAACAAACCUCAAGAUGUGUCACCGCUCCAAACACGUCAUCACAGGAUCACUUGACCCUCACUCCUCUCUGAAGCCUUAUAUACUACUUGCUCUUUGUGCAUAGGGCCUAUUCAAUUUAGCCGUGUUUGUUUGUUAUUUUCAUGAUUACACCGGUUCUGUUUAUAUCUCAGAACACCUCACAACGCUAACUCCCCUGAUCUGGCUCACGUCCACCUCGCUAUCUGCAAACA